CUGAUCACUGGUUCCGCCAGCUAGUUCCGCACAGCGCAUAUGUAACACAAUUUGUGGCUGUUGUUUUCAUUUUGUUUUUCUUCACUAAAAUCAGCUAGAAAUAAUAAUAAAUGGCAGCCAACGCCAAAGCCAUCGUUAACACGCCGCUGCUGCAGGGACUGAAACAGCUGGUGCGCUCGCUGCACACGGACUGCGCUCGCCUGUCCAGCUUUCGCUCGUCCAGGGAGGUGCAGCCACUCGAACAGUACCCCGAGGUGGAGGUGCUGCACAAUCCGCCCGAAUGGAAGUACGUGGAGCGCCUGCUGCCGCCUCGCACCGUGCCCCAGCCCGUCGCAAAGCCAGCCUAUCCGUCUGGCUGGAAGCCACAGACGGCGACUGGCCAGGAGAGCGGCUACUUUGUGGCGCGCACCAAGAACCACAUGGUGCCCGUCUAUCUGAAUACGCGCUUUCGCGGCCAGCGCCGCCUCACCAUCGUGCGACUCAUCCAGGGCGAUAUCUGGGCCCUUGAGCGGGAUCUGCGCCAGGUCGUGGAACAGUCUAGAAACGGCAAGCUCUGCGCCACCCGGGUCAACGAGCUGAGCGGCCAAAUUCACAUCCAUGGCGACUAUGUGGAUCUGCUGCGGGAGCAUCUCAAGAGCAAGGGAUUCUAAUUUUGUUGCAAUAAACAGUUAAAUGUUAA
This is a messenger RNA of Drosophila mojavensis, 679 nucleotides long. RefSeq names its product probable 39S ribosomal protein L49, mitochondrial (gene mRpL49). NCBI's taxonomy places the organism in Eukaryota, Metazoa, Arthropoda, Insecta, Diptera, Drosophilidae. The transcript is spliced from 2 exons. The record is from RefSeq and is a predicted model, not a curated record. Gene Ontology annotation, molecular function: translation initiation factor activity; structural constituent of ribosome. The coding region runs from base 111 to 650 and encodes 179 amino acids. Gene Ontology annotation, cellular component: ribosome; mitochondrial large ribosomal subunit. Gene Ontology annotation, biological process: translational initiation; translation.